AUUUUUAGACCGAGUAAACAUUUUAUCGUUUCAAAUGAAACACGCGACCAUCAGGCCACUUUUGAUGAAGUUCACAACGGAAGGGCAACCAACUAAACCGGGAAUUAGAAGGGUGAAUUUGCGGGCAGAGAUCAAGAGCUCGCCAUUGUUUGGGUCCGUUAAGGAGGUUGUCAUCCGGUUUGGUGGUACCGCUCCUUUGCUGCCACGCUAUAAAAAGAAGGAUCUGAUGGUUAAAGAAUUGGAGACACUUGAUGCCCUGGAUGGAAGAACUGGGAACGACAAUAAGGAUUGUGGAAGAAUUGAAGCAAUAGCUGCGGAAGGAAGCAUUGAAAUGUCAAAUGCAUGGCAUACGGAUAAGCAAUUCUCGAUCUCAAUCCACCCUGCCAUCUAAGAAAUGAACAAGGAACAUUAUGAACAAGUAGCAGGGAGUUCCAGUUCGUGCCCUGCUUCUUCCCUUUGAUUUAAUUAUGUCUUUUCAGUUGAGUGAACACAAAGUAGUAGGUACCCCUGCUCCUCAGUCUUGUUUUCCUUUGACAGGUAGAUAAUAGAGCUGGCCUUUUACC
Messenger RNA from Rubroshorea leprosula, 563 nucleotides. The record is from the annotation of a GenBank genome assembly. Lineage: Eukaryota; Viridiplantae; Streptophyta; Magnoliopsida; Malvales; Dipterocarpaceae.